Closterium sp. Naga37s-1 is the source of this 876-nucleotide messenger RNA. The record is from the annotation of a GenBank genome assembly. NCBI's taxonomy places the organism in Eukaryota, Viridiplantae, Streptophyta, Zygnematophyceae, Desmidiales, Closteriaceae.
AUGGCAGCUGGGCUGGAUAGUCUCUUCCGCCGCUUAGAGCAGCUGUCACUUCAGUGUCUCCAUCGGGCAACGGAGCUUCCGAUCUCGUUCUUCCAGCUGAAACGCCUGCACACGCUGUUUCUUGGGGGGAUAUCGCCUCUUAAGUACCCCGACUUCGCCAAUUUCCUCGCGCAAUCAUCGCGUUGCGUUUCCCGGUCGCCUUCCUCUCUCGCGCUCGCCUAUCACUCUCCUGUCGCCUUCGCGCUCUCUCUCCCGUCGCCUAACGCGCUCUCUCUCCCGUCGCCUCCGCGCUCUCUCUCCCGUCGCCUCCGCGCUCUCUCUCCCGUCGCCUUUGUGCUCUCUCUCCCGUCGCCUUCGCGCUCUCUCUCCCAUCGCCUUCGCGCUCUCUCUCCCAUCGCGUUCGCGCAAUCUCCCCUCCCAUCCCGUCCACUUCAUCUCCUAUCGCUCACGUCCUCCCCUCCCAUCCCGUCGUUCGCUUCUUUUCCCCUCCCAUCCCGUCGUUCGCUUCCUUUCCCCUCCCAUCCCGUCGUUCGCUUCCUUUCCCCUCCCAUCCCGUCGUUCGCUUCCUUUCCCCUCCCAUCCCGUCGUUCGCCUCCUCUCCCCUCCCAUCCCGUCGUUCGCCUCCUUUCCCCUCCCAUCCCGUCGUUCGCUUCCUUUCCCCUCCCAUCCCGUCGUUCGCUUCCUUUCCCCUCCCAUCCCGUCGUUUGCUUCCUUUCCCCUCCCAUCCCGUCGUUCGCCUCCUCUCCCCUCCCAUCCCGUCGUUCGCCUCCUCUCCUCUCCCAUCCCGUCGUUCGCUUCCUUCCCCUCCCAUCCCGUCGUUCGCUUCCUUUCCCCUCCCAUCUCGUCGUUCGCCUCCUCUCUCCCUCCCUUCCGUAG